Molecule: messenger RNA, 774 nt
Organism: Nematocida homosporus
Lineage: Eukaryota; Fungi; Microsporidia
Exons: 1
Source: RefSeq, a predicted model, not a curated record
AUGAACAGAAGGUUAAAUGAAUACUCUUUGAAUGUUUAUCAAGUAGUUUGCUUGGUUAUUGGUUUGUGUUGUGUUUGGUGUAGUUCUGAUGAGGAUUCAGAUGAGAUGGAGUUGUCUGCUAGAUUUAAAAGGCUCAUGUUAGAUAUAGAUAGUCAAAUAGUAUCGGAAUAUGAUGAGAUAACCAAUGCAAUAGACGAGCUGAAAGUCUUAAGGAGGAAACAAACAAAGCAAAUAGAUGUAAUAAAGCAGGGCCAACAGAACCUCAAGGAAGAAGAACAUGAGGCUUCUGAGAACAUGAACUCAACCCAAAGCGAUUGCAGCUUCUCUGACAAAUCAAAGAAUCUAGUCGAACAGGAGAAGAUUGAUUCGAUAUCUCUACUAGUCAGAGAAGAAGUAGUACAUAAAAGUAUUGAUGUAAUUGUCCGGAAACUAAGUGAAUGGUUAUCUGAAUGUAAGGAGACUUGGAUACAAAAGGAAUCGCAAACGGAGAGCAUAGAUACGCCAGAAAAUCUAACAAAACGACUAAACCAAAUUGAGAGUAACUUAAAGGGCCUACAAAAACGAUUCCUCGAAUUAAAAAGAAGCGGAUUUGAAAGUGAUCGUCUAAUCCCACUAGGCGCCCAAUAUCAUCCUACUGGAUUAAAAACCCGAUUCGUUACGAUCAUGGUAACAGAACUAAUGAAAAUAGUGCCUAAGAUUGAUAUAUCAGAAUGGAUUCAUCUAACAAAAGUUAUGGAAUCAAAGAUAGAUCAAUUCUUGAUAAAUGAUGAACCC